Messenger RNA from Toxoplasma gondii ME49, 345 nucleotides. RefSeq lists its product as hypothetical. The record is from RefSeq and is a predicted model, not a curated record. The transcript has 3 exons. Bases 1 to 324 code for a protein of 107 amino acids. NCBI's taxonomy places the organism in Eukaryota, Apicomplexa, Conoidasida, Eucoccidiorida, Sarcocystidae.
AUGGCUGAGGUCUCUGGGUCACCUGGCAAAGCACGGAAGUCGGCGCAGACGCUUCCUUCUUGCUUCCGUUGCUUUCGCCUUCCUUCUCUGUCUUCUCUCUUUCACCUUCUGGAAGGGAACUGGGGAGGCAAAGAGAGAAGCAAGACCAACGCAGAGAGACUCACCGGAUACAUAGGGUGCGUUGUGGCUGCACAGACCUUUUACGGCUGUGUCGCCGAAGCAGAAAACAAGGGGGAGAUGGCUUCCUUCUCUUCGCUAGACUGUUCCUUUGCAGCCAGCGUCUGCGUUCUUCUGCGCUCUACACUCUCCAAGGAUGGCGGCUGACUUGCGCGACGCUCUUCUUCC